Molecule: messenger RNA, 606 nt
Organism: Laccaria bicolor S238N-H82
Lineage: Eukaryota; Fungi; Basidiomycota; Agaricomycetes; Agaricales; Hydnangiaceae
Exons: 3
Coding region: 1-606 (201 amino acids)
Source: RefSeq, a predicted model, not a curated record
AUGAAACAAUUCCUCGCCGACGCAGAGAAGCAGAGAAGGGCCCGCGCCCCCAAGCAAGAAUCGACCACUAUGGUCCUGCAACCCCCACCACCAGCUGCCGUCACCCCAUACACCACAACCUUCCCUCCUGCUCCCCCGACGAAAGGUCGAAAGAUUAAAGCUUCCAUGAUGGCAGGAGCGCAUGGACUGCAUUUCACCGGAGGCUCCUUCAUGAACGUGGGGGGCGACUUGGUUCGCAACGGAGCAAAGGUGGACGGCGUCCGUUUUCAUGACGGCAUAAAAGGGUCGGCAGGAGACGAGAUAGAAGUGGACUACCUCGAAAAUUCGAGCAAGCUGACGAUGGAAGGGAACGCUGAACAUGUAAAUGUUGGCGGGGCUGUCAGGUAUAUUCCUGUUGGUCAGGAUGGUGUUGCUACGAAGUCGUCUCGGGUCCAGAAGGCAGACAUUCAUGCGCACAUGUUUACGAAGCUGAAAGACUCCAAGUUCAACGGCGGACAAUAUACGAAUGUUGCGGGAAAUAUAGACUACGUCGGAGCUUUCGAAUCUGCUCCGCCGCCGUCCAAAGGCAAGAAAGACAGCGCCAGAAACGAGAGACGCCGAACUUGA